Molecule: messenger RNA, 2566 nt
Organism: Perca flavescens (yellow perch)
Lineage: Eukaryota; Metazoa; Chordata; Actinopteri; Perciformes; Percidae
Product: UNC93-like protein MFSD11
Exons: 13
Coding region: 524-1864 (446 amino acids)
Source: RefSeq, a predicted model, not a curated record
ACAGCAGGCUGACAUUAAAAGACAGUUUUGCUUUCCAUGGGAGAAUAUUCCUCCCGGUUACCUCUGGAAGGCAGCAAAGCUAAAUGAGUGCAAAUGACCGCAAAUUGCACAAGAAGAAGAAGAACUGUCUAUGGGAAAACCAUCAUGACGAAGUAGUGGAAGAAGAACAAGGAAGACCGCAAAAAAAAAUCUGAAAAAAAUGCCUGUAAUUAAAGUCACAAGUUGUCAUGCGCACUUAGUGUGAUAGAAGGGAAGUGCCCUUAUAACAGUGCUACGCUGUGGCUGUCUGUGUCCGCACUCUCCGCUACACUUCUGUCCUUCACGCGCAUUAAACUGUAACUUAACAGUUAGUAAAGUCAGCUUUAGUGUCGCGACUUUGUUAAAAUGGGUUCGUCUAUCCCAGUCGUUAAUUAAUCCGUAUGAUAGUCUUCCAGAUGUUUAGUUCCAAUGAGUCGACAGCACAUUGCCAGCGGCAAGUUUAUAUUUAAUACAUGUAUUGCUAGGGGCCAGUAAGAAACACACCAUGGCAGACAGAAGGACGUUCAACGUUGUGAUUUUGGGUGUGGGGUUUUUGUUCAUUUUUACCGCCUUCACCACCUGUGGGAACGUUGAACAAACGGUAGUGAAAAGCCUGCAGAAUGAUACUUUCACUGGGAGUGGCUACCACAGUCUUGGAAUAAUCUAUGGGGUAUUUUCGUUCUCCAAUUUACUCGCGCCAACAGUUGUUGCAGUAAUUGGACCAAAAAUGACUAUGUUUUUGAGUGGCCUUCUUUACAGUGGGUACAUUGCUGUGUUCAUCAUCCCUUCAACAUGGUCCUUUUACCUGACCUCUGUACUGAUCGGCAUAGGAGCAGCCAUGCUGUGGACAGCUCAGGGACACUUUCUGGUGGAAAACUCUGAGGCUUCCACCAUCAACAGGAACACAGGGAUGUUCUGGGCUCUCCUACAGUGCAGCAUGCUGUUUGGCAAUCUUUACAUUUAUUUCGACUGGAAAGGAAAAACAGAGAUAUCAGACAGCAGCAGGAAAAACAUUUUUCUGUCCCUGUUGGUCACCUCCAUACUCGGCACACUCAGCUUCCUGGUGUUGAGAAAGAGCCAUCAUGAAGACGAGAUGCUCUCUGAAGAGGAAGGGCAGGCACUGCUCUCAACUCCUGUGAUGUAUAAGCACAGAGCCAACACUGCCAUGCAGGAUGCCAAGUCAGAAUUCAAAACCAUCCUGCAACUUCUGAAGACUAAAACGAUACUGCUCCUGAGUCCCUGCAUGGCAUACAGCGGCCUGGAGCUAUCUUUCUACAGCGGAGUGUAUGGGACGUGUAUCGGAGCAACUACACAGUUUGGAGAAGCAGCUAAAGGCUUGAUUGGGAUCUCUGGGAUUGUGGUAGGCAUUGGAGAAAUUGUUGGCGGAGGCUUGUUUGGAUUGUUGUGUAAGAACAAUCGCUUCAGACGGACCUCGGUGGUGUUUCUGGGAAUGGUUGUCCAUUUCGUUGCUGUCUAUUUGAUCUUCCUCAACAUCCCAGACGAUGCCCCGGUUGUCUUUAGUACCACCACCCAACAUAAACCAUAUCUAACUCCAAGUGUAUCCAUUGCCCUGCUGUGCAGCUUCUUGCUUGGACUUGGGGACAGUUGUUUCAACACACAGCUCUACAGCAUAUUAGGCUGUGUUUAUGCUGGACAAAGCACGCCUGCUUUUGCCAUCUUCAAAUUCAUCCAGUCUGUUUUUGCAGCAGUGGCGUUUUUCUACAGCAGUUACCUCCUGUUGAAGUGGCAGCUCCUGCUGAUGGUCACCCUGGGCUUCUCUGGAACGCUGUGCUUCUUCAUUGUGGAGAGGAUGCAGAACUUCUCGGUAGAUUUGCAGGAAUAUUAGAAAGAAGACAUUUCUGUAUCGGCAUUGAUUGUUGUUUGGGAGGAACUACGGCCAUCAGAAAAACAAUCCUGUCUUUUUCAUUUCACGAGGGGCUAUUCUAAAAUCUUUUAAUAUAACACACUUUAGGUCAUACAUACAUACAUACACACACACACACACACACACACACACACAAACAUACAUAUAUAUACAUCUGGAUAACAUUUACACUCAAAAUAGGAUUUGAAUUGUUGCAAGAACUGAAACUGAGUUGGCUGAAGAAAACAUUUAAAUAGCAUUACAUGGUUGUCAAUCAGCCUGGAUCGUACCUUGCACUGUCUGUUCUAAUAAGCUAACACUACACAGUAUCAUUGUUAAUCAUUAACAUAUUUUUUCUACUGCACUGCUAAACAAAAAUAACCACUCACCUUAUCUCACACUUAUUUGCAUUGCUUCCAGCUCAGGGUUGUUAUUAAGGCAGUGUUGUUGGAAAUAUGUGAUGUAUCUAAAAUUGUUAUUUUUAAGGCUGUUCAUAGUUUGUCAGAAGGAUUGACAGUUUGAUAAAAAAUAGAUGAGAGAAAAUAAUGCAAUAUUGUAUCGUCAACUAAUUAAUGCCUGACAAUCAUUGUUCUUAACGUGUUUUGUAAAUUUUGCAUAUUGUCACUGGUUUUCCCCUAAUUUUGUGAAUCUUUGAUGAAUAAAGUUUCAUGCAUUUUUCAGGGA